Messenger RNA from Odontomachus brunneus, 1488 nucleotides. RefSeq lists its product as uncharacterized. Lineage: Eukaryota; Metazoa; Arthropoda; Insecta; Hymenoptera; Formicidae. The transcript is spliced from 2 exons. The record is from RefSeq and is a predicted model, not a curated record. The coding region runs from base 64 to 1488 and encodes 474 amino acids.
UUAAACCUACGGGAACUAAAUAAAUAUGUCCAUCCGCCACACUUCAAACUAGAAGAUUGGCGGAUGGUUAUCCGUCUUAUGUUGCCUGGAACCUAUAUGACUUCUCUCGACCUCGAGGAAGCUUAUUUUCUGGUUCUAAUUUUCGAGCAACAUAAGAAAUUCCUUCGAUUCCAAUGGCGUAACAAGACUUACCAAUUCACAGCCUUGCCUUUUGGUCUCUGUACGGCUCCUUUUAUUUUUACAAAGAUCAUGAGACCGAUAGUUACUUACCUUAGCGGAAGAGGUUUUCAAUCCAUUAUUUAUCUGGAUGACUUUCUCCUGUUGGGCUCAUCUUUCGAGGAAUGCCAAGCUAACGUUACUACUUCUGUUAAUUUUCUUCAGUCUCUGGGAUUCAUAAUUAAUUUUUCUAAAUCUAGUUUACAUCCGUCAAUUACAUGCAAAUACCUAGGUUUUAUUUUCAACUCAGUAGAACAAUCUAUUUCUAUCCCAUACCAACGCCGGAAUAAAUUAUUACAGUUAACUAGGAAUAUAAUUCGCAAAGAGAAAUGUUCUAUAAGAGAGUUUGCCAGCUUCAUUGGCUCACUCAUCUCUGUAUGUCCAGCAGUUCAAUAUGGUCUACUCUACACGAAGAACUUUGAGAGGGAAAAGGUCUUAGCUUUGAGUAAUUCUAAUGAAGAUUAUUCAGCAACUAUGACGAUUCCUCCUAACCUCCAAGCAGACUUAACAUGGUGGCUUAAAAUAUUUUCGAAUCCUAAUCAGACUAAUAAGAUUCGAUCUGGUAAAUUUGUUCGCGAAAUUUUCUCGGAUGCCUCUUUGAACGGUUGGGGCGCUUCUUGCGGAGACCUACGCACACAUGGUUGGUGGUCGACUAAUGACAAAAUUCUUCAUAUAAAUUUAUUAGAGCUUAAGGCGGCCUUCAAUGCCCUCCGCUGCUUUGCAGCGGACCUUCAUAAUUGCGACAUUCUACUCCGUAUCGAUAACACUACUGCUAUAGCAUACAUCAACAAAUUCGGAUCGAUACGAUACCCCCAUCUCACUGCAAUCUCGAGACAAAUUUGGCGUUGGUGUGAGGAUAGAGAUAUUUUCAUUUUUGCCUCUUAUAUUUCCUCGGUAGAGAAUUUAAUUGCCGAUACUGAAUCUCGUAUUGCGGACCCAGACACUGAGUGGUCACUGUCGGACGAGGCGUUUUGUCGUAUAACAAAACUUUUCGGGCCGUUUGAGAUAGACUUGUUCGCAUCUUUAAUCAAUAAGAAAUGCGACUUAUAUGUUUCUUGGUUUCCGGGUCCAGGAUCUAUCGCAAUAGAUGCGUUCACCUUGUCCUGGAGGGACAUAUAUUUUUACGCAUUUCCACCUUUCAUCUUAUUACCACGAGUAUUGAGAAAAAUAGUGGACGACGGAGCAGUGGGCAUUCUGGUGGUGCCCUGGAAAAGCCUGAAAGCGCACAUACGUAUCGACGCACUUCGCAUUCUGGUUCUUAUAAGCCGCUAG